Pipistrellus nathusii (Nathusius's pipistrelle) is the source of this 255-nucleotide messenger RNA. The record is from the annotation of a GenBank genome assembly. Lineage: Eukaryota; Metazoa; Chordata; Mammalia; Chiroptera; Vespertilionidae.
AUGCUCCAGUUCCUGGAUGGAUUUAUUUUUGGCAACCUGGUUGCAAUGUAUCUGGCUCAAAAUUAUGACAUGCCAAACCUGGCUAAAAAACUUGAAGAAAUUAAAAAGGACAUGGAUGCAAAGAAGAAACCCCCUAGUUCACGAGGCCAUCUCCAGCACUGGCUCCAGGAAAUCCUGACUCUGCUCUUCUCCAUGGCCUCCUUUACACCUGAACCAAAGCUUCUGUCUUCUGUCCAAUCUCAGCCUUUGCUUUGA